Molecule: messenger RNA, 753 nt
Organism: Suillus discolor
Lineage: Eukaryota; Fungi; Basidiomycota; Agaricomycetes; Boletales; Suillaceae
Exons: 4
Coding region: 1-753 (250 amino acids)
Source: RefSeq, a predicted model, not a curated record
AUGAGACACGCAAGUCCAUUCCACUGGCGUCAGACUAUCGAGGAACAUUUCUCAUUCUGGGACACCGACAAGUACGCGACCCUUACUGUCAUCAAAGCCGAGCUGAGUCUUACUGAUGACGAUCUUGUUCAAUUUCUCAAAGAUGAGCGUGAUUAUCUUGAUGGAUUGAAGCUGCCACCUGUCCAAGACCAACUCUGCAUACACUAUGUUGAAGUUCUUGACGAGCUCACUCAAGCUGAUUGGGACGUGGCUCAGGAAGUUGGCAAUACCACCCUGACUAGCAUUCCCACCAGUAGUUUACAGGAGAUCAACAAUGCCCUCGCCCAAGCCUGGAUUUGUGUUGACUCUUCCUAUGCGAAGUUACAGCAUGCUGAAGGGCUUGUCGUGCAUAUCGAGACACAAUUGGCUGUGGAUCAGCGGUGGGAGAUUGGUGGGCCAGAGUACAGACAUUUUAAGGAGGAGGCGUCCCUGGGUAAGUACCGCACUGCCUUAGAUGAGCUCAAGCGUCUCGUGGUGAUGAGGUUAUUUGAACUCUCCAAACUCUCGCUAUCGGGCACAGGGUACAAGCUAUGCCAGCAGCUAGGCAAGGCUCUACAACAUCAUUCGGAUGCCAUCCGUAAUGCUAUUAAUCGCUACAACACACAGGCCGCAGCCCUAAAUCCACCCUGUUCCAAGAUCUCUUGGAAGGACAUCGCUGAUUAUGGUUUUGUAGCCGAAUUUGAUCUUCUGCGAUAUUCUCGCAAUGAUAUUUGA